Messenger RNA from Cylindrotheca closterium, 618 nucleotides. The record is from the annotation of a GenBank genome assembly. NCBI's taxonomy places the organism in Eukaryota, Bacillariophyta, Bacillariophyceae, Bacillariales, Bacillariaceae.
AUGAAGGGUUUUCUCUGUGUGCCAUGCGGGCAAAUUUACAAGAGUAAAAGCUCUUUUGCCAAGCAUUUUCGCCGUGGCAACGAGAUCAAGUGCACAAAGGAUAAAUAUAAUUGGGAGCGGGAGUGCAUGGCCUACCACACGCUCCACUACAUUGGUCCGGUGCCAGGGAAGUCUGAUGAGCUUUUGGAGGAGAGAUCAUGGCAAAAGGAAAAAGACAAAGGGGUACAACAAGAUAAUGCCGCUGGGCCACUACAGGAAGAACUAUCAGAUGAGGCAAUUCUUUUAAUGCUUGGAAAACAUUCUGAUUUGCUCCAAGAAACUCUGACUGGCUCUUUUAAAUGUCCGGAUUGUUUGGCUGCAGUGUUGCUUCCAUUUGUGAACUCAACAAUAGGGUUGACACCGCCAGGUAGUUUUGUGCAAGCUGGAAUCGAUCAAGUUCGAGAUGAUUGCAGGAGUCCCAAGGCAUUUGUUGCCAGUGCGGAUGAGUGGCUUCGGAGGUAUUCUGGAAAAAUGAUUGCAUCUUUGCCAGGGAAUGUUCGCUAUGAAAUGUUGGCAUUUCGACUUGACACUGAAUAUUAUAGGGUCUUUUACAAAAAGGAAAGGGGUAGGGAUAGGUAA